Molecule: messenger RNA, 300 nt
Organism: Marchantia polymorpha subsp. ruderalis
Lineage: Eukaryota; Viridiplantae; Streptophyta; Marchantiopsida; Marchantiales; Marchantiaceae
Source: the annotation of a GenBank genome assembly
AUGAAUACACUGAUUGUAUAUAUCGGUGACAUGCCCGCAAAACUCCUUGAUCACCUGCUUCUUCACUUGAUUCGAUCCCCUCCUGGGAGGCUCUUUGUCCCUCGGCUCUUUGGCCCUCGGCUCUCCGCCCUUUGGCAUGAUUACGACUCGAGCACGAAUGCUGCAACUAGUUCUGAGAAUUUCGACGGGAGGGUGCGGAAGUGUCUGAAGAGCCCACCCAAACCCUCCUGCUCUUCCCCUUUAGUACCCGUUCAUGGCAUCUCCCGACGUCGGGGAGUAUCUGUCAGAUCCUCCGACUGA